This is a messenger RNA of Setaria italica (foxtail millet), 1849 nucleotides long. Its product is annotated as probable S-adenosylmethionine carrier 2, chloroplastic. The coding region runs from base 334 to 1194 and encodes 286 amino acids. The record is from RefSeq and is a predicted model, not a curated record. The transcript has 11 exons. NCBI's taxonomy places the organism in Eukaryota, Viridiplantae, Streptophyta, Magnoliopsida, Poales, Poaceae. Gene Ontology annotation, cellular component: mitochondrial inner membrane. Gene Ontology annotation, biological process: transmembrane transport. Gene Ontology annotation, molecular function: S-adenosyl-L-methionine transmembrane transporter activity.
ACCAGAUACCACAAAACCUCUGCAAACUUGGGGACAAAACCCUCCCCAUUUCUCGCUGGACGCCUGGACCAAGGAGGCGAGCAAAAUCGACCCCCAUUUCCCCCAAAUUUCACCGCCAGAUUCGGUGCUGCCUGGACCGGUUUCCUCUGCAUCUUUGGAGGAUUUAUUUACAAGGGGCGGGCGAUUCAGAGCGCAAUCCCAUUGGCUUCUCCCCCUAGUUCUUCCAUCCGAUUUCACGAUUCAGGGCGCAAUCCCUUGGCUUCUCCCCCCAGUUCUUUCAUCCGAUUUCGCUAUUUUUUGCUGGCUGAAUCGUGCAAGCAGUGUCGGCGAGCCAUGGGCGGAAGUGAAGAUGGGGGAUCGUGCAAUCUGCUCCAGGUUCUUUUCGAGGGGGCUGCAGCUGGAGGAGCUGCUGGUGUGGUCGUCGAAACAGCUUUAUACCCCAUUGAUACAAUAAAGACCAGGCUUCAGGCUGCACAAGGUGGAAAUAAAAUUCAAUGGAAAGGCCUGUAUGCUGGGUUAGGUGGAAAUAUCGUGGGUGUUCUUCCUGCUUCUGCAAUAUUUGUGGGCGUAUAUGAACCAGCUAAAAGAAAACUACUGGAAAUGUUUCCUGAAAAUUUGAGUGCUAUUGCUCAUCUGACUGCAGGGGCAAUUGGUGGGGCUGCUUCUUCUCUUAUUCGCGUUCCCACGGAGGUGGUUAAACAAAGAAUGCAAAUGAGUCAAUUCAAGACUGCACCUGAUGCUGUUCGCCUUAUUGUUGCUAAAGAAGGAAUCAAGGGUCUUUAUGCUGGCUAUGGCUCCUUUCUACUGCGAGAUCUACCAUUUGAUGCUAUUCAAUUUUGCAUAUAUGAGCAGCUCCGAAUUGGCUAUCGAUUAGCGGCAAAGAGGGACUUGAAAGAUGCAGAAAAUGCUAUUAUUGGUGCUUUUGCUGGUGCCUUUACUGGCGCUUUAACAACGCCCCUAGAUGUCAUGAAGACAAGAUUGAUGAUUCAGGGACAGGCAAGCCAAUAUAGAGGAUUUAUAGACUGUGCUCAAACUAUUCUGCGAGAGGAAGGGGCUGGCGCUUUCUUGAAGGGUAUUGAGCCCAGGGUGUUGUGGAUCGGCAUCGGCGGAUCGAUCUUCUUCGGCGUUCUGGAGAAAACGAAAUCGAUUCUGGCCGAGAGGACCAACCGCAGUGAUGCUAAGCUCAAACUUUAAAAGAUGGAGUCUCUUUGCAUCAUGAACGUUUCCUAGGGCCCGUGGCUGAUGCCCCGUGCCUGGCCAAACUUUGGCGCUCCAGUUCACAUUCAGUUCUGUUCCAUUUGAGCAAAGUCAUCGAUUCGUUUCGCUUGGCAGUUUUUGCCUUUCCUAUGUUCCUCUGUCACUUUGCCCGCCGUCGUACCGAGAUGAGAAAGACAUGACUGCCAUGGAACUCGACGGAGACCUCUCCAGUUGGCAUCUGCAAGCUCUCCCUCUCUUAUCUACCAAUUAGCAAUGCUACGGACAGGAUUUUUUUUAGAUAAAGGAUAAAACCUGACCUAUAUUCACAUGGUGAAUAUAUACAGGCUAUGUUACAAAAAGAUCUCUCUUGCUCCCUCCGUUCCCGUUCCAAAUUGUAGGUCGUUAAAACGACCUACAAUUUGGAACGGAGGGAGUAUCAACCAAUUAGCAAUGCCACGGACAUGUUUUAUUUAGAUUUUUUUUUUGCGAGCAGGAUUUUUUUGGAUAAAGGAUGGGAGAGGGGGCGGCAUCCGUGGAUGGUGACAUCCUCGGCACCUCCGAUGUAAAGCUUAGGCGGAUGGUUAGGUGUAAACAAACUACAUUAUACUCACCGGCCCAUCCGGCAUGCACACCGGCGUUGGAACUCCCCACA